AUGAUUUUCAAGCGGCUGGUUGGCCUUCUGGCCCUCUCCGCCGGCCUCACGACGGCCGUGGAGCUCGAGGACUAUGAGUAUGUCAUUGUGGGAUCGGGUGCCGGUGGUGGUCCUUUGGCUGCUCGUCUGGCCCUGGCCGGCCACAAGACGCUUCUUAUCGAGGCUGGUGACGACCAGGGUCUGAGCCUGAACUAUUCGAUUCCGGCCUACUCUGCUGUCGCCUCGGAGGACCCCGAGAUUGCCUGGAACUUCUUCGUCCACCACUACAAGGACGAUGAGAGACAGAGCCGCGACUACAAGGCCACCUACGAGACUCCCGAUGGCGGAGAAUACACCGGCCUCAACCCUCCGGAGGGCUCUGUGCUCAAGGGAACGCUGUACCCUCGUACCGGCACGCUCGGCGGAUGCACUGCCCACAACGCUCUGAUCGCCAUCUAUCCCCACCAGUCCGACUUUGACUACAUUGCUACCCUCACUGGCGAUUCUUCCUGGACCCCUGAGAACAUGCGCCAGUACUUCGUGCGCAUGGAGAACAACGGCUACCUUCUUCCCGGACAAAAGGGCCACGGCUACGACGGAUGGUUCCACGAUCAGACUGCCCCGUUGAGCUUGGCUAUCAAGGACCCUCAGCUGUUCAGUCUGCUCUCCGGCGGUGCCUUUGCCCUGGGCAACGCCACCGACAUCCUCAUGAACUUCGGCACCCUGCUCCUCGGCGACGCCAACAAGGACUCCAAGGACCGCGACACCGAGCCCGGCUUCUACCAGAUCCCCAUCUCCACCAACGAUGGCAAGCGCAACGGCCCUCGCGAGUUCAUCGUCUCCGUCCGUGACGCCAAGAACGACGACGGCUCCAAGAAGUACCCUCUCGAUGUGCGCAUGAACUGUCAGGUCACCAAGGUCGUCUUCGACGAGACCGUCACUCCUCCCCGCGCCGUUGGUGUCGAGUUCCUCGACGGCAAGUACCUCUACAAGGCCAGCCCCCUGCACCAGUUCGCUGCGCCCGGCGUCCCCGGCUCCGUCAACGCGACCCGUGAAGUCAUCGUGGCCGGUGGUGUGUACAACUCGCCCCAGCUGCUCAAGCUGAGCGGUGUCGGUCCCGCCGACGAGCUGAAGAAGUUCAACAUCUCCGUUAUCGCCGACCUGCCCGGUGUUGGCACCAACCUCCAGGACCACUACGAGACCACUGUCCAAGGCCGCACCCCCCGGAACUUCACUGAGCUGGAGGACUGCACCUUCAGCUUCUACGGCCAGGACGACCCCUGCAUCGACCGGUGGGAGAGCCCUGUCCUCGGCGACCGUGGCAUCUACUCUUCGUCCGGUCUCGCCGCCACCAUGUUCUACAAGAGCUCCGUGACCGCGGACGACAGCUACGACGUGUUCGUCUUCGGCGGCCCCGUCAACUUCCGCGGCUACUUCCCGGGCUACUCGAUCAACGCCACCAAGGAGCACGACUGGUUCACCUGGGCUAUCCUCAAGGCCCACCCCCGCAACACCGCCGGCUCCGUCACCCUGCGCUCCGCCGACCCUCUCGAUGUGCCCGAGAUCGUCUUCAACUACUUCGACACUGGCGUUGGCGACUAUCAGUCUGACCUCCAGGCCAUCACCGAGGCUAUCGGUCUCGCCCGUGACGCUUUUGACCGCCAGGCGUACAAGGUCGAGGAGGUCCUUCCUGGCUCGGCCGUCCAGAGCGAUGAGCAGAUCCAGGACUACAUCAAGAACACUGCCUGGGGCCACCACGCCUCGUGCACCUGCCCCAUCGGCGCCGAUGACGACCCGAUGGCGGUCCUGGACUCCAAGUUCCGCGUCCGCGGUGUGUCCGGUCUGCGUGUCGUGGAUGCUUCGGUCUACCCUCGGAUUCCGGGCACCUUUACGGCCGUCUCGACGUACAUGGUCGCUGAGAAGGCUGCUGAUGAGAUUCUUAGCGAGCUUAAGAGCAACAACACGAAGCGUCAUCAUCGCCGUGCUGGCCACCACGCCUAG
This is a messenger RNA of Aspergillus terreus NIH2624, 1980 nucleotides long. Its product is annotated as GMC family oxidoreductase. Lineage: Eukaryota; Fungi; Ascomycota; Eurotiomycetes; Eurotiales; Aspergillaceae. The record is from RefSeq and is a predicted model, not a curated record. Gene Ontology annotation, molecular function: oxidoreductase activity, acting on CH-OH group of donors; flavin adenine dinucleotide binding. The coding region runs from base 1 to 1980 and encodes 659 amino acids. The transcript has a single exon.